CGUCAAUUAUUAACACAAGCGAUUCGAUAUAAUUCUUAUUUUUUUUUUCACAAAGUUUUGUUCCUGAGAGUUACAGAUGGCUAGUUUCGAACGGAAAGAUUACAAAAGCUCACAGCGUUAUUGCAAAAAUUGCUAAAAUCAACGGUAAACCUCCACCAGAUUUUAAAACGUUUUAUGAGAUGGCAUCGCAAGCAAUAAAGUUGAAAUCAACCGAGAAAAAAUAUACGAUUUUAGAUGUCAUAAAAAAUAGACGUUUACUGAGGUAUAACGUUCUAUUAUCAGUUGGAUGGCUAAGUUGUGGAUAUGGAUAUUAUGCUAUAUCGUUCGGAGUACAACAACUCUCGGGAAAUCUCUAUGUUAACUUGAUUCUCAUCAAUGCUAUGGAUAUUAUAGGAAUAGUGGUGUGGUAUCUCGCAAACUGCCUUGGCAGGAAAUGGACAACUUUUAUGUUAUUUCUGAUUGGUGGAUCAAUGGGCAUUGUUGUUGGAAUAAUUCAGUUCAUAGACCUAUCAGAUAAAGACGAGUUGGUUAAUGGCUUUGCAUUAGCAUCAAAACUUUGUGUGUCAUCAGGAUGGUCUGCACUCAUGAUUUUGACCUCUGAACUAUACCCAACUGUAGUAAGAAACAUAGGAUAUGGCAUUAACAACGCCGUGGCAAGAUUGGGUGCUAUGGUGGCACCACAGUUAGUAUUUGCGAGUGAGAAGAUUGAUGGUCUAUCAUAUUUAUCGUUUGCUGGAAUGAUGUUUUUGUCCGCCAUACUAGUGGUCACUUUACCUGAAACAAACAAAACAGCAUUGAAGGACACUAUGGACAUCACUUUAAGUCAGAAAAAGUCAGAUAAACAAAGUAUAACGAAUCCCGGAUACGAGAAAGAGGAUUAUGAAACAAUAGAUUAA
Molecule: messenger RNA, 896 nt
Organism: Mytilus californianus (California mussel)
Lineage: Eukaryota; Metazoa; Mollusca; Bivalvia; Mytilida; Mytilidae
Product: solute carrier family 22 member 21-like
Exons: 6
Coding region: 180-896 (238 amino acids)
Source: RefSeq, a predicted model, not a curated record